AUGUGUACCAAAUUUCGAGAACUGUCGGUACAAGAUCGACACAAGGUCGCAGUGGACAAGCGCCUCUGUUUCAACUGCCUAGGGCGCCACAGCGUCCGAUUAUGCAAAAGCCUGAGAGGAUGCAAGAAGUGCUCAGAACUCACCUUCGUUACGGAGAAUCUCAUUCGACAGCUCAACAUCCCUCGUCAAUACUCAGGUAUUUUCAUCACUGGAAUUGGAGGCAACGAGUAUACUCAGACACGAGGAGUCGUGUCGCUCACUUUACGUUCAACACAUUCAAACUCGACUGCCGAAGUCCAGGCUCACAUUCUCAAGACAGUUACAUCAAUCUUACCAUCCUUUGAAACGGAACCGGAAGAAUGGCCGCAUCUCAAACACUUGGGAUUAGCCGAUCCUGAAUUCCUCAUUCCGCGGCCGGUUGACAUCCUCAUCGGAGCGGACGCCUACGGGCAAAUCAUCAAGCCCAACAUCAGAUGGCUCGUUCUUGGACCAGUUAACAAGAAGACAACAUGCACAUCAACGCAUCAUGCUACUAUUCAAUCCAACGAAGAUGCUCUUAAUGAGUUGUUGACAAAAUUCUGGAUUCAAGAGGAGGUGCCUACUCAUGAUGUUAAUCGACUCACCCCUGACGAACAGAGAUGCAAGGAGCACUUUAAAAUGACACACUCUCGCGAUCCUUCAGGGAGGUAUACCGUCCGGAUUCCACUUAAGUCACCAGCAGAUCUUUUGAGUGAUUCCUACCACGCCGCUCAUCAAUGUCUUAAAGGAUUACGCAAGCGACUCUCAAGGGAUGCGAGCUAUCAACGUCUUUAUCAACAGUUCAUGACUGAAUACGAAACACUCAACAUGACGAAGGCACCAUCUAUCUCCAGUCAUCGCUCACAUUUUUAUUUGCCGCAUCAUGGUGUUCUCAAGCCUGACAGUACAACAACGAAACUGCGGGUGGUUUUCAAUGGCUCUAGCGCAUCUACAUCAGGAUACUCUAUCAACGACCUCAUGUAUACUGGAGCAAAACUGCAUCUGAACAUCUCAGAUGUUCUAUUGUGGAUACGUAGACAUCGUCACAUUUUCGCCACAGACAUCACAAAGAUGUACAGGCAGAUCAAGAUUCACGAGGAUGACUGGGAUUUACAACGGAUACUAUGGAUAGACGAUCAGCUCAAUGAAGUGCCAUAUCACCUAACAACCGUCACUUAUGGGACAAAGGCCGCACCGUUCUUGGCUGUACGAACUCUGCUACAAUUAGUAGAAGAUGAAGGACAUAGAUUUCUACUGGCUGUGCCAUCCAUCACUCACGGCAGAUAG
Molecule: messenger RNA, 1305 nt
Organism: Monomorium pharaonis (pharaoh ant)
Lineage: Eukaryota; Metazoa; Arthropoda; Insecta; Hymenoptera; Formicidae
Exons: 3
Coding region: 1-1305 (434 amino acids)
Source: RefSeq, a predicted model, not a curated record